ACAAAGAUGACAUCCCCCUGUGGUGCAAGUCUGCAAACCUCUAAGGAGAGAAAGGAGUGAAGGGCACACUGGCACACUGCUCCCAUCUUAGGCUAAAGCCACCAGGUGAGCUGGCAAAAAUCAUGACGUCUAAAAUGGAAAGUCCUCCACCUUAUGAGGAGGCAGUACAUCAUCCUAAGUAUGGAAACUGCCCCCACCAGCCACAACAUGGCUCCUCUCUUCCACCACCUCCAUCGUACAGCCCCAGUCCUGGCAUGUGCCCCGGCCCGCCUGGCUACUGGAGCCAGGAGGGUGUCUACCCGCAGGCAGGCAUGUGGGCAGUCCCUGGCUUCUCUCCGUCUGGGGUGCCCACCACAAUACCAACUCUGUCUGCUGGAGUGCCUGCAUCUAACUCAGGAGACAUGGAGGAUCUUCUCAGCACCCAGUGGGAAAGCACAUCUGUUCGGCAUGCUUUCAUCAGGAAGGUUUACUUAAUUUUGGCAGCACAGCUUGCCUUCACCUUUUCAGUUGUUGCUGUCUUUACAUUUGUUGACCCAGUGAGGCUGUUUGUCAUCAGAUACCCUGGCAUCUACUGGGCAUCUUUUGUGGUUUAUUUUUUGGUUUACUGCAUUCUCAUCUGCUGCAAAGAGCCGAGGAGACGUUUCCCAUGUAAUCUUGUGCUGCUGGGUAUAUUUACUCUCGCCUUGUCUUACAUGACUGGAACAAUUUCGAGCUAUUAUGAAACAAAAGCAGUAUUUCUCGCCAUGGGUAUAACAGCAUUAGUUUGUGUGGCUGUCACAAUCUUCUGUUUCCAAACCAAGGUGGACUUCACCUCCUGUGGGGGACUUCUCUGUAUUGCUGCCGUUUUGCUCAUGAUCAUUGGGAUUGUUACAGCAGUCGUCCUCUCCUUCCAAUAUGUCCCUUGGCUACAUAUGCUGUACGCUGCAAUUGGAGCCAUCGUUUACACUCUGUUUUUAGUAUACAACACCCAGCUUCUUAUUGGAAACCGGGAGUUGGCCAUCAGCCCAGAGGAGUACAUCUAUGGAGCUCUCUCUCUCUACGUUGACAUUGUUCACAUCUUUCUCUUCAUCCUUCAAGUCAGUGGAGCGGCAACUGAAUGAGACCAUGGUUAGAGCGCAUCUUGUCAUCUCAAGUUUGUACUUUCAUUAUAUUGUGUUUGUCAUUAAACAUGAUACUAUAUCAACAGGAAGCAUGUAAAUUAGGUUGCAUAUCACUACCGACUAUCAAUGUUACAUUUCUUAACUAUCAAUUUAACUGUACUGUAUAUAUUUUUAUGUCAAUAACACUUAAGCACUUUGAUUUACUGUGUGAAGCUGGGAGGUUGAUUUCAGGCUUUCGUUUACCCAAGUGUGAAUGAAGAGAGAUACGAAAGCUUUGCAUCCUGUACAGCUGCAAUUUAAUAUGUUGCCUUUUUAGUUUAGCAAAUGGUAUUUUAGUAGAUCAUCCAUUCAAAAUGUAUAUGUUUGUGUA
This is a messenger RNA of Toxotes jaculatrix (banded archerfish), 1470 nucleotides long. Its product is annotated as protein lifeguard 3-like. NCBI's taxonomy places the organism in Eukaryota, Metazoa, Chordata, Actinopteri, Toxotidae. Gene Ontology annotation, cellular component: endoplasmic reticulum; Golgi apparatus; membrane. The coding region runs from base 123 to 1100 and encodes 325 amino acids. The transcript has 12 exons. Gene Ontology annotation, biological process: negative regulation of apoptotic signaling pathway. The record is from RefSeq and is a predicted model, not a curated record.